AUGCCGUAUCUGUCAUGGGCUUCUUUCCAUGUAUUUCUUUGUCUGCUGGGAUUGGUUGUCCUGUGUCACUCCGACAGCUUCUUCCAAAAGUUAGAGCUGAAAGAUCUGAAAAACCCUCCAAAAGGGUGUGUGGAUAAGGAUGGAAAGCAGCACGAUUUUGGCUCUGAAUGGGACAGAGACUGCAUGGCGUGCUCUUGUACGAGCGAGGGCUUGAGCUGCAGUAGCAAAAUGCCUAAUGCAAACACAGUAGACAUUUCUGAGGACUGUGAGUUGGUUGUUGAUAAGGAUGCCUGCUCUGCCAAGGUGGUGAUGAAGUCAGACAAGACAAAGGAGUGUAACCCUGUCUGAACACACUACAACGUGACCUCUACACAUUAUGGACAACUGAAGUCCAAGGUUAUAGGGUCUUCAAUCUUGUUUGUAUUUUAUCAACUAGUUUGUGUACAAACUGUAAAUUACCAAUAAACCCUGACUAAUCAA
Etheostoma spectabile (orangethroat darter) is the source of this 480-nucleotide messenger RNA. RefSeq names its product beta-microseminoprotein. The record is from RefSeq and is a predicted model, not a curated record. The coding region runs from base 1 to 348 and encodes 115 amino acids. Lineage: Eukaryota; Metazoa; Chordata; Actinopteri; Perciformes; Percidae. The transcript is spliced from 4 exons.